Messenger RNA from Fusarium verticillioides 7600, 1938 nucleotides. RefSeq lists its product as hypothetical. Lineage: Eukaryota; Fungi; Ascomycota; Sordariomycetes; Hypocreales; Nectriaceae. The record is from RefSeq and is a predicted model, not a curated record. Bases 1 to 1938 code for a protein of 645 amino acids. The transcript has a single exon.
AUGGUCGGAGAAGCUUUUGAGACAAAACCCCUCUUUCGCCGGCAUGUCCAAAAGUCAAGUGGCCACAAGGACUGGUCUGCGGAUGAGACUGCAGAUGAUAACGACUCGGUGUUCACACCAUCUCUCAACUCUGGUCAUCGGAGCGCAGAAGAUGAUGUUUUUGGGCCUUUCGCAGCAUAUGGAAAUAUUUGUAAUGAGCCCUGUUGCCGACACUACGGUACGGAUUACAAGUGCAAGUCCGAGUUCAACCGUCACGCAGACACAGGCGCUCACCGAAUUGCCGCGAAUCUGAACAGAGUCUUGCUCUCGACCGUCCCUACUGCCUCCGCACUCCAGGCCGAGCAGGAAGGCCUUCGUUCUUUCCGCUGCACUUCUCGUCUCUGCCAUCGCCACGGGGAAGUCUUUAGUACAGCAAAAUCAUUCUUCAACCACCUGAAAGACGACGAACACCGCGACAGAUGGUAUGUAAAAUUCGACGAUGAAAACCUCGAUUACAGUAGCGAUAAAGAUGUCUUGCCCGGAAUCCAGUUCUACGCUGGUGGAAAAAAGGGCAGAUGCGUCAACGAGAAAUGCCCUCGGUUUCGUUUCCAGUUUGACUCUUAUGGUGCUAUGAAGCAGCAUAGCAGAUCACUUGGUCACGUCCGGGCGGAAGAAGACCUGGGGUCUACCGACGCGAACGAAUCAGACGAGGAAGUCUGGAAGAAGAGCGCGGUACAUGGCAUGGCGGUUGCAGAGGGUGGAUUACUCUGGAAGUGCACCAAACAGGGCUGCAAGAAAUUCAACGUUGUCAUCAAAGGGCUUGGAAAUGCCAAGAGUCACUACAGCUCUGAUACUCACAUCAUGGCUGCGGAGGAGAUCGUCACUUCAUCCGACGAGUCCGUGGAACAUAUCGAAGGCAUGGAGUCCUUGAAAGAAGGCGACGGCUGGAGGUGCCUCAAGCGCGGUUGCCGAAAAUUCAACAAACUAUUCUCGCAUCUGGGCAAUGCCAAAAAGCACGCUGUAGGUGAUAGCCAUGCCUUGGCCGAGGAGCCCGACUCUGCAGAUGAGAACCUCGACGGGCUGGAGUACUCAAUGGAGGAAGGUGUCUGGACUUGCGUUAAGCCUGGCUGCAAGCGAAUGAACUCUAUCUACCAGCAUCUCACCAGCGCCCGAAAGCAUGCCAGUGCUAACAUUCAUACUCUAGCUGAGGAACCUGCGGAGGAAAUCGUGGAGGACAUUGAGGGCAUGGUGGCUUUGGACGAGGGGAGUGCUUAUAUGUGCAUCAAGUUCGGCUGCAAAGGGUCAAACAAAGUCUACUCUAACGUCCGCUCUGCCAAGUUGCACGCUAACGCCAGACCUCACAUGAGGGCUGGCGAGGUUUCAGCUUUCAUGCCCAGUCAGUUCAACAUGGACUUGUUUGCAACCCCGACGCGAACUCCACGGAACCUACUGCUUACGCCCAUGGAGACAGAGGAGUCGACCAUUGUCGUCACCCCAGGAAGCCCCUCUGCUGGUCGUGGAGCCAACCCUGCGGGCCAUCUAACAGGCGCACGAAACAACAGCUCUGCUCGGACUGUGAAGGCGAUUCGACUACGAGGGCUAUCGAUCAAUAAGCAGGAAGAGCUUGAGAGAAAAAACCGAGAGCUCGAAAGUCGGGUCGCCAAGCUAGAGAUGCAGAUUGGUCGGGUCCUUGGUUUACAGAGUCCUCCAAUCCAGAGCAAUGCGCGCUAUCAGAAUCCCGAGGUUCAUCAGAAUUCUCAAGUUUACCAGAACUCCCUGGUUCUUCAGAGUUCUCAAGUUCAGCAGAGUGCGCAGGUUUACCAGAGUGCGCAGUUGUUUCAGCAGAUGCCUGAAGCUCCUCAUGAGACUACAUGCGCUCGUGUUGAAGGUUUAUCCAAGUUUGUGCGGGCACCGUACCGUCCUAAGAUGUCAAUGCCUGUUGACGAGGAUGAACUGUGA